Darwinula stevensoni is the source of this 611-nucleotide messenger RNA. The record is from the annotation of a GenBank genome assembly. Lineage: Eukaryota; Metazoa; Arthropoda; Ostracoda; Podocopida; Darwinulidae.
AGGCAAGUCCGUCGUUAUAGUGCUCGAGUGUCGUCCUCUGCCACCUUUUUCCCAGCCGGAUUAAAUGAAAGAGGAUGAGCGGAGAAAUCAACCGCCCUAAGGACUUUAUCGACAGACGCAGCAAGAUCCCAGGGAGAGAGAUCCCGACCUACCUUCUUCCAUUUCGGCUCAUCCCAGGGUCAGAGAGUCGAUACCAAUUGGGUGACGAUGAUGGGAAUCAGUGUCUCACUGUUCUUCUACUCGGCUUCAGCGGAUCAGGGAAGUCGAUGUUGGUGGAGGUACUGGGGAAUUACAUACUCGGGGUGGAAUUCCAUGAUGUCGAUCGAUUCCAAGUGAGGAGGAAGGAUGGACCCACGGACACGAUCACCUCGUACACAUUUUUCACCAGAUACACCAGGAGGUUCCCUCGUCCCAUCACCGUCAUCGACACGCCGGGCUUCCAAAGAGGAACGCCCGGACCGGACCUGAAGUUGAUUGGAGACAUUCGUACUUUCGUCCAUCUCCAUCACAAGCAGCGCAUCGACGCUGUCAUCUAUGUCGUCCCAGGCUCUCAGGUGGCUUUUGCUUCAAUUAUUCAGAUCCGGUCUAUUACCCUCCUUCCCAAGGAAAAC